CCCCCAAAACUCCACCCUCGGCCAACUUCGCUUCUCUCACUACAUCCACCAUUCUAAUCCCUCGUCUCGCUACUACCGCCCACGCACAAACGACGACCAUAUCGCCGAUUACGCAAACAUCCACGAGUCUACCGCCUCCCACUUCACGCCACUGCACCGUUUCUAUGCCAAUGGCCGGCGGCGUUCGUUGAUCAUACCGGUCACUGUGCGUGGGAGAGCGUUCCCCGCAGUGCCGGUAGCUGCCAGUGCCUGUGGUCACGAUACGCAUGGGCACCGCUUCCCGAGAAACCAAAACAUCACCCUCAUACAUACGCUCGCGCGGCGAGUCCCCGAGGAACCAAUAUCAUUUCGGCGGGGUACCGCAGCCCAUGACACCGGCUAGGAGGAGACGAAACAUAGAGAUCAGAGCUCGAAGGAAUGUCGCACGACCAGCAGUUGAGCCGGGCCAACCAGCCAUCAACGACAAAGUAUUAUGCGACGCCAGACUAUGGAGUGACCGCCCAAGUCUCUCAAUCACCAAACGACACGGGCAGCACCUCGAACAACCGCCCAAUGAAGAAUCUAGACCGUCCGACAUUGCUGCAGAGGUGGGCGGCAAGAGCGCCGGACUCACAGUUCCAUGCCACCGCCGGUGCAGUGGGAGGGUUCACAUCAGGGAUUGUGACAUGUCCGUUGGAUGUGAUCAAGACAAAACUGCAAGCCCAAGGUGGCUACACGCCCGUCGAUAAAGGGCGACAUGCUGGGCAUCCUAAACUCUACAAUGGCUUGGUCGGAUCUGCUCGAGUGAUUUGGCGAGAAGAGGGCAUCAGAGGCUUGUAUCGUGGGCUUGGACCGAUCGUUCUUGGGUAUCUCCCGACAUGGGCGGUGUGGUUCACAGUGUACAAUGAGGCCAAGACCGUCCUCGGCCACCAUUAUGAAAACCAACACAUUAUCAACUUCUGGUCGUCCAUCGUCGCAGGCGCCAGCAGUACGAUCGUAACGAACCCCAUCUGGGUAAUCAAGACGCGACUCAUGUCCCAGAGCAAACUGCCUUCAGAUCAGGGGCAUAAUUCUUCGACCCUGUUCCCAAAAACGGGCAGCACGCCCACGGCAAGACCGACAUUAUCAGAGCCUUGGCACUACCGAUCGACCAUCGAUGCCGCCCGCAAGAUGUAUACCUCGGAAGGCAUUGCCUCGUUCUAUUCUGGUCUGACGCCAGCCUUGCUUGGUCUGUCGCAUGUUGCUGUUCAGUUCCCAACCUACGAGUAUCUCAAGACGAGAUUCACGGGACAAGGCAUGGGCGAGGCAUCGGCCCACGGACAAAAGCCCCACUGGGUGGGCAUAUUGUCAGCGUCCAUUCUUUCAAAAAUGCUCGCAAGCAGCGCGACCUAUCCUCACGAGGUGAUCCGCACAAGAUUGCAAACCCAACGGCGACCUGUGGCUGGUGAGCAAUACCUCCAGGGCAUGGGAAUUGCAGGAGGAUCAGAAAUCAAGCCACAGUCCCCCAAGUAUAAAGGUGUGGUCAUGACCUUCCGAACAAUCCUACACGAGGAAGGGUGGCGGGCAUUCUACGCCGGCCUGGGAACGAACAUGACCCGGGCUGUGCCGGCGGCGACGGUGACAAUGCUCACAUAUGAGUUUGUCAUGUCCCGCUUGAAUGGGAUGAGAGAGGAUGGCAAGGCCCUCCUGUUACAAAGCGAAGCAUCGCGUCCGUGAGAGUGCACAUAGCGACGUGCCGCGAGGCUCCGAAUUUCAUACACAAUUAUUCAGCAUUGGAGAAAGGCUGAGAUACCCUUGGUCGGUGUAGGUAUAGACGAACUUUUCAAACAUGUUUACUUGGUUCACACACGGUCGCGGCAUUCACAUGUCCCUUUUGUUUUCAAGUAUGAUGCAAACCCCAAGAGUACAGCGCAAGAUUGGGUUGCAGGCUAGGUCAGCUUCUUGCAUGGUGAUGUUGUAUAUGCAUGGCGGAUAUCGACCUUGUUAAGUCGGAGGUAUUAUCUUAUUCAGUAUAUAGCCGGUGAAGAGGUGCACAUGAUUUAUCAUUCCGAGAUGCUCAGGCUCGCAUGUGGAUGGCGUCGUUGUAUGGUGAUUGACGGCUCGCGCGACCAGUACUACCUAGGCUAACGCUGACUUUUCUGUG
Messenger RNA from Emericellopsis atlantica, 2122 nucleotides. RefSeq names its product mitochondrial carrier domain-containing protein. The transcript has 2 exons. The record is from RefSeq and is a predicted model, not a curated record. Gene Ontology annotation, cellular component: mitochondrion. Bases 418 to 1695 code for a protein of 425 amino acids. Gene Ontology annotation, biological process: pyrimidine nucleotide import into mitochondrion. Lineage: Eukaryota; Fungi; Ascomycota; Sordariomycetes; Hypocreales; Bionectriaceae. Gene Ontology annotation, molecular function: pyrimidine nucleotide transmembrane transporter activity.